This is a messenger RNA of Cotesia congregata, 1200 nucleotides long. The record is from the annotation of a GenBank genome assembly. Lineage: Eukaryota; Metazoa; Arthropoda; Insecta; Hymenoptera; Braconidae.
AUGGCAUCGUCAAGAGAAAAACGUGCCAAUGCUGGCAAUAAAAUGGCAAAAUUGUUAAAUGAAGAGGAAGAAGAUGAUUUUUAUAAAACGACUUACGGUGGAUUUGAGGAAGUCGAACAGGACAAUGAUUAUAUGGAAGAAGAUGAGGGUGAAGAUGAAGUUGAUUCAGAUUUUAGUAUUGAUGAAAAUGACGAGCCGGUGUCUGAUCCUGAGCAAGAAGGACCUAAAAAAAAACGUAGACUUGUAACAAAGGCUUACAAAGAGCCGAAGCCGGUGACUACGCAGCCAAAAGCUGUUACCAAAGAAAAAAAACCACGAAUUAUUAAACGUAGAAAAUUUUCCAAUGACAGUACAGGAAGAAAAUCUAUAAGAAGAUCAACAGCUGCCAAGUCUGCUGCAACACAAAAGAGACUUAAAGAAAGAAAUGAAGAUCAGAGGCGAAAAGUUAAAAAAGUAAGGCAUGAUGUUUGGAAACCUACGCAAGAAGAAUUGUUGGAAGAAGCUUUGGAGACUGAAGAAAUAAAUCUUAAAUCACUAGAAAAGUAUCAAAAACUUGAAAGUGAGAAAAAGAAUACGAGAACUGUAAGAAAAACUCAGUCACAACCUAUGAUAAGGUAUCAGUCAUUAUCGAUGCCAAUAAUGGUCUUAUCAGACUCACGUGAUAAAGAAAGUGAAAAAAUAAAUAUCGAUGGGGAUGAUGAAGUAAAACCAGCUGAUGAUUUUAAUACAAACACAGUGUCAGAUACACCUGUAUCAAUUCAGUACGUUUUAGAAACUACAAAUGACAAAGGAGAAAAUGAUACUAAGAAAUCUGAUGAAAAAAAAACUAGUAAACAAGAAAUUGCUCAAAGUAAAGGUUACUAUGAAAGAACGUUCAUUACUUUUGAAUCAGAAAGACAAUUUCUUAAAGCAUUCAGAAAAACUCCUGCACCUAGACGAACUUUAAGAUCACUUUGUGCUAUCACGAGACUUCCAGCAAAAUAUCGUGAUCCAGUAACAAAUUUACCAUAUCGCAACAUCCAAACAUUUCGCCUACUCCGGGAAGCUUACUACCAACAAUUGGAAACAAAAGUAGACACAAGUGACACUACUAAUAAUGCUGAUUUAAUUAGAUGGUUAGAAUGGAGACAAAAGAAUCAGCAUGCUGUCCAAAAAAGCACUGUACGACUUGAGUCAGCGUCAAUUUAUUCGACUCCGUAG